AUGACAACAUUCACAGAACGGGCCUCUAGACAAUUCUCCAACCUCGUCCAGUCAUGCCCCAACUCAGCUUGUGUCAACCCCUCGUACACCCGCACAUUGCCCUUUGCAUCCCGAUCACACUUCGCUGCCCAGUUGACAACCAGGCUUCCUGCUAUGUCGUUACUCGACCUACCUACCGAGAUUAUUCAUGGCGUGUGCAAGGUACUUGGUCUGCGGGACUACGGUAACGGUAAUAUGUAUUUUCUCAACGAUGAUCUGCGUUCCUUGCGUCUGACCUGCAGGACCAUGUACAAUCGAACCAUGUAUGAUGCAGGUAUACAUUAUGCUGGUCAGUUGAAGAUCUUCUCGAUACUACCCACCGAGAUGGACAUCCGCGAUCUCCUCUCUGUCUCCCGAAUUCCCGAAUUCCGUGAUAGUAUCGCGGGACUAGAUAUCUCAGGGCCUGGCUCUUUCUCAUCGCAGAUAAGACAUAAUUCAACGGUCUGGGCUACUGUACAACUCGCUGUCGCAACUGGCGUCUCACUUGAAAGAGCUUUGUAUCCGGAAAAGGAUGUCUCGACACGUACGCAUGCAGGUCCCCGCCAGUCCAGACGCCAACGGAGUCUCUCUGCACUGAGUGGCAUCGAUCAUCUCGUCCUUUACGGAUGUAAUGAUAUACUGCAGGGUCCCGUGCUGCGGCUUUGCACUGGUUGCAACGAUAUUUUCACCAACUACUUCGCCGGCGCAACAUACAAUCAGCUCAACGGUUUGCGCAUCGCAUCGAUGUACAUCAGCGGUUCUUGGCUCCGACUUUUCAUCAAGAACCAUGCAAACACCCUCCCUCAAGUCGAACUAGAGCGCAUGGUGCUUACAGAUGGCACAUGGCGUUCAAUCGCUCGGGGCCUCGCUAAACUUCGCCAUCUCAGCGCCCUCUUUUCCUGUGGUCAGCUGUACCAAAAGCAAUCAGCUACGCUAGUGAUUCGAAUGCCAGCUGGCGUAUCUGUUCAUCCGUCCAUCUCUUUGAACGGACAUGCUCAGACUCAGCAAUUUCUGCUUGCUUGGCUCGAGCACUUUCACACUGAUCCUUGCCCGCCAUCAACAUGGGACCGUGCGCUACUUCCUCAGUAUCAUGAGGUUUGCUUCUCCAAACCAAACGAUCUGUACAUGGACAGAGACAAGUCGACCUGGCGUAAGAGAACGACACCCCUGGUAAAUCCGUACAAAACGUCCGCGAAGUAG
Molecule: messenger RNA, 1218 nt
Organism: Parastagonospora nodorum SN15
Lineage: Eukaryota; Fungi; Ascomycota; Dothideomycetes; Pleosporales; Phaeosphaeriaceae
Exons: 2
Coding region: 1-1218 (405 amino acids)
Source: RefSeq, a predicted model, not a curated record